Molecule: messenger RNA, 1510 nt
Organism: Daktulosphaira vitifoliae (grape phylloxera)
Lineage: Eukaryota; Metazoa; Arthropoda; Insecta; Hemiptera; Phylloxeridae
Exons: 5
Coding region: 138-1361 (407 amino acids)
Biological process (GO): sensory perception of taste
Cellular component (GO): membrane
Source: RefSeq, a predicted model, not a curated record
GAUACCUUUUGUAUGUACAUAUUUGAUAAUCGAAUUCUGUCAAAAUAACAUUAAGAUUAUUAAAAGAAGGGUAGAGAGAAACUACUGAAAACUUGCAGUAAAAUUAUUCGAGUAAAUCAGCCAAAAGAAAUAUCACUAUGGACAAUACAUCAAAUAAAAAUGAUAGCUAUGACUAUAUGCGACUAUCACAUAUUAUGACUGUAUGUUUUGGAUCACCUUAUACACGGAAAAAAAUAAAGCCAAUUGAUAUUCCUAAUGAAAAAUCUGAUGUUGCAGGUUAUAGAUAUUCGUUUGACAAACGUUUACUGCCUGUGUGGGUGGUAUAUAUCAUCUUGAACUUAUACAUACUAUAUGCAAACUACAUAGCUGGAAUAAGAUAUGUAGGGAAUUCACUGCAAGAAUGUUUUAAAGAAUCUUAUUGCAUUUCUGUGAUUGAAAUAAUAAAUAGAAAUUUGGGCCCUACAACUUAUUUAAUAAGUGCAGUUUUUUAUGGUAGCAAGUACAAAAUCUACUCGUUAGCUGGCACAGAACGUAUACUGACUUUUUUACACGAAACUGACCAUUCAGUUGAAAUGAAAAAAAGAAAAUUGUCAUUAAUUACGAAAAUAUAUUCACCUAUUAUUUUAUGUUUAUACGUGUGUAAUAUAAUGUUAUAUUCAUUUAGAUAUCCUUUUUUUCAUAUAUUUCUAUAUAGCUGGAACGUUAUGGGAUUAAUUGCUGCAUUUUCUUUAGCUCAAUUUCAAUACACUAUUUUUGAAAAAGGAUAUGCUCGUAUCAAUCAUAUAAUUGAAAAAAAAAUAAAUUCAAGAGAUAAUCCUAAAUUAAUAAAUCAGUUGUUAAUUCGUUUGAUAGAUAGAUACAAAGAGCUUUGUACAUUGGUAGACUAUGUGAAUCAAUCAUAUGUGCCAGAUAUGCUUCUUCAAUGGCCUUAUAAUAUAAUAAGGCUUGUAAUGACUGUGUUCCGAAUGUUUGAAUAUUUAUCUGUAUUGUAUGGUUCUCAAUCAAAAGUAGCUUUACUUCUUCUUUUACAACACGUUACAGAUAUAAUAUUAUUUAUUCUUCAAAAUACUUUUUACUGUGUAGUGGGAUCAAGAUUAGCAAUACAAGCGAAAAAAACUUUAGAAAGCCUACAAAGGUUUAAUCUUCAGAAUGAUUUUAAUGUUAGUAUGAAUGUUAAAAAAACGGUUAGAAUAUUUUCAAUUCAUGUAAAUGCACGAAAUGUUGAAGCGUCAGUUGGAGGAUAUAUUAUAAUGAAUAUGAGUUUUAUAAGGACAUUAUUCUCAGCUGUUGUCACGUACACUCUAGUAUUGAUUCAAUUCAAAAACGAAAAAGGAAACUCGAAGCCGUUACACAUAUCUUAAAAUCAAUAUAGUUUUCAAAUAUAUAUUAUCAACGUUAUAUUUAAUAUUAUUGAUCAAAAUUAAAUAGUUCAUAAGUAUAUUAGUAAAUCAGUUUGUAAUUGUUUAGUUUUAAACUGUAACAGUAAUUAUACUAUAGAACAAAGCAAAAA